Molecule: messenger RNA, 1336 nt
Organism: Prinia subflava (tawny-flanked prinia)
Lineage: Eukaryota; Metazoa; Chordata; Aves; Passeriformes; Cisticolidae
Gene: MTNR1A
Product: melatonin receptor 1A
Exons: 2
Coding region: 275-1336 (353 amino acids)
Biological process (GO): G protein-coupled receptor signaling pathway
Cellular component (GO): plasma membrane
Molecular function (GO): melatonin receptor activity
Source: RefSeq, a predicted model, not a curated record
GUGGCGGCGGGCGGGGCGGCGGCGGGCGGGCUAUAAAAGUGUCCCGCCGCAGCAUAUGCACACUUCGGGGAAACUUCCCUCCCGCGCUGCCGCCGCCGCUAUGGGAGGUGCGCCCGCUCCCGCCGGCCCCGCUCCGCCCUAGGGCGGGCAGUCCCGCGGCGCAGGGCGGCCGCCGCUCCCGCCCCGACCUGACCUGCCCCUGCCGGCGGCAGCGCUGGCGAGCGCGCCCGCUCCGCCGGUACCCGGUUGUGCCCUGGGAGGCGGCGGCGGCAGGAUGAGAGUGAACGAGAGCGAGCUGAACAGCUCCGUCCUCCCGCGGGACCCGCCGGCCGAGGGCGCCCCGCGCCGCCAGCCCUGGGUGACCUCUACUUUGGCUGCCAUCCUCAUCUUCACCAUCGCGGUGGACCUGCUGGGCAACCUCUUGGUCAUCCUCUCCGUGUACCGCAACAAGAAGCUGCGAAACGCGGGAAAUGUGUUUGUUGUAAGCCUGGCAGUUGCAGACUUGAUAGUAGCUAUCUACCCUUAUCCACUGGUCCUCACAUCAGUGUUUCACAACGGAUGGAAACUGGGAUACCUACACUGCCAGAUUAGUGGCUUCUUGAUGGGCCUAAGUGUCAUUGGAUCAAUCUUCAAUAUUACAGGCAUCGCUAUCAAUCGGUACUGCUAUAUCUGCCACAGUCUCAAAUAUGACAAGCUGUACAGCGACAAGAAUUCUUUGUGCUACAUUGUUCUUAUAUGGGUCCUAACAUUCGUUGCUAUCGUGCCCAACCUGUUUGUGGGAUCGCUGCAGUACGACCCCAGGAUUUACUCGUGUACGUUUGCACAGUCUGUGAGCUCAGCAUAUACUAUUGCAGUUGUGUUUUUCCACUUCCUGCUUCCCAUUGCCGUAGUUACUUUCUGUUACUUGAGAAUAUGGAUCCUUGUUAUUCAGGUAAGGCGAAGGGUUAAACCAGACAACAACCCUAGGCUGAAACCCCACGACUUCAGAAACUUCGUAACCAUGUUUGUGGUGUUUGUACUGUUUGCAGUCUGCUGGGCUCCUUUGAACUUCAUAGGCCUUGCAGUGGCUGUCAACCCCAAAACUGUAAUCCCUAGGAUUCCAGAGUGGUUGUUUGUGUCUAGUUAUUACAUGGCAUAUUUCAACAGCUGCCUUAAUGCUAUAGUAUAUGGACUCCUGAACCAGAACUUCAGAAGAGAAUACAAGAGAAUAAUUGUCACGUUUUGUACAGCAAAAGUUUUUUUCCAGGAUAGCUCUAAUGAUGCAGGAGACAGAAUGAGAAGCAAACCUUCUCCACUGAUUACAAACAACAAUCAAGUGAAGGUGGACUCUGUAUGA